GGCAGACACUCACAUUCCCCUCUACAUCCCCCGUGCCUAGAACAGGGGACAGGGGGCCCCACCUCAAGAAAUGUCAGGCACAGCAUCAUUUCCUGGGAUGCUGCAAAUCCAGGGAGAGGCAAGAGAGCUGUAUUGGGAAGGGAGACUCCAGCCCCUCAGCGCAGUGGAGCGCUCAGGCUAGCCCUGAGAGGCCAGAUCUCUGCCCAGGGGAUCCAGGCAGGUGGCAGCACAGAGCCCCAAGGCCAGCGGCCCCUCUGACCUCUCCUCCCCACUUCCCAAACGUCCUUUCCUUUUCUGGGAAACAAGGCGCCAAGCUUUGGGACGGUCCGCCGAAGGCAGUCAAAAUAGUCAGUAGGGACAAAGCGUGCCCCCUACCCCCAACAGGGCCUUUGCCCCACUCCCUGUUCCAUCUGAAUCUUUUCCCCACCGCACCCUCCAACGCAGGCCCGGGCGGCUCAUGAAUGAACUGCACUGUGUGGGGCGCAAGGAGAGGACACGCUCCUGGGGCCAGCAGCCUCUCCAGCCCGCGGACCAGUCCCCAGACGGGCUAGGAGGCUGCUGCCAGCCGCCUCCUACCAGCGCUCACAAAUCCUGCCCUUGCCUAAGCCCGAUCCUCCGCCCCGGACCGGCUUCGGUUGUACUCGCCCCGGGAGCAAGAGAAAAGAUAAACGACACCGAGGGCAUCGGACUUGGCGACCCCGGAAUCCAAAACUCGGGGGCGGCUGGUUCCCUGCAGCGGCGGCGGCGGCGGGCAGGUGAGGCGCAGCUGGAACCCCGGAGGGGCACGCAGGGGACGCGCACCUGGACUGAGCAGGGUUUGCUAUCGUAGGAUCCCAUGGCUUUCUUUACUAGGCUCUGGAGCCCAUUCACCCGUGUUAGUGGAGCACUCAGCCAUUGCAAUUUCAGCACCACUGGGAGCCUCAGUGCAAUUCAGAAGAUGACGCGGGUGCGAGUGGUGGACAACAGUGCCCUGGGGAAUACCCCAUACCAUCGCCCUCCUCGGUGUAUCCAUGUCUACACCAAGAAUGGGGUGGGCAAGGUGGGCGACCGGAUACUGCUGGCCAUCAAGGGACAGAAGAAAAAGGCACUCAUUGUGGGGCAUCGCAUGCCUGGCCCCCGAAUGACCCCCAGGUUUGACUCCAACAAUGUGGUCCUCAUUGAGGACAAUGGGAACCCUGUGGGGACCCGAAUUAAGAUACCCAUUCCCACCAGUCUGCGCCGGAAGGAAGGCGAGUAUUCCAAGGUGCUGGCCAUUGCUCAGAACUUUGUGUGAUCAGAACACAGGCCUCUGGUUGCAGGAGGCUCACCGAUGAAGCAGUUCUGAGAAACACACCUUUGCUGAGAGGGAACUUGAGAGCCACAUAGCUGGUCCCUUCACGCUGGGUAACAGUAACAUUGUCCUGUGAGAGAAUAAACAUUUUCAU
This is a messenger RNA of Nycticebus coucang (slow loris), 1424 nucleotides long. RefSeq names its product mitochondrial ribosomal protein L14 (gene MRPL14). The record is from RefSeq and is a predicted model, not a curated record. Gene Ontology annotation, molecular function: structural constituent of ribosome. Lineage: Eukaryota; Metazoa; Chordata; Mammalia; Primates; Lorisidae. The transcript has 3 exons. Gene Ontology annotation, biological process: translation. Gene Ontology annotation, cellular component: ribosome; mitochondrion. The coding region runs from base 836 to 1273 and encodes 145 amino acids.